AUGUCAGAACAACAAUUAAUUGAAACUCAAAAGAACUGGAUCCCACUCGAAGCCAACCCAGAUGUUUUAACUUCAUUUAUGCAAAAUUUAGGUGUUUCUAAAGAUUGGGAAUUCUGUGAUAUAUAUGGUACCGAAGAUGAAUUAUUAGAUAUGGUACCAAAACCAUGUGCUGCUGUAUUGUUAUUAUUCCCAAUUACAAAUGCUUAUGAAGAAAAAAGAAGAAUAUUACAAGAAGAAAUUAAUAAAAAUGGUCAAAUUUUAUCAGAUAAUGUUUAUUUUAUGAAACAAUAUAUUGGUAAUGCAUGUGGAACAAUUGGUGUUAUUCAUUCAGUUUUAAACAAUUCAGAUGUUAUAGAAUUCAAUGAAGAUGGUUUCUUUAAACAAUUUUUAGAAAAAACUGGCUCCCUAACUACCGAAGAAAGAGCCAUUUCAUUAAUGCAAAAUUCAGAAAUCGAAAAAUCACACGAAAUCAGUGCUCAACAAGGUCAAUCAUCUGUACCAAGUGAAGAUGAAAUAAUCGUUUUACAUUUUGUCUCAUUUGUUCAUGUCGAUGGUCACUUAUAUGAAUUAGAUGGUAGAAAACCAUUUGCAGUUAAUCACGGUCCAUCAACACAAGAAACACUAUUAAAAGAUGUUGCAACUGUCUUAAAUAAAAUGAUUGAAGAAAAUCCAGAGGAAAUUAGAUUUAAUUUAAUGGGUUUAGUUAAAAAACAACAAGAGGAAGAGGAAGAAAAAAAAGAAGAAAACUAA
Molecule: messenger RNA, 750 nt
Organism: Dictyostelium purpureum
Lineage: Eukaryota; Evosea; Eumycetozoa; Dictyosteliales; Dictyosteliaceae
Exons: 3
Coding region: 1-750 (249 amino acids)
Biological process (GO): protein deubiquitination; ubiquitin-dependent protein catabolic process
Cellular component (GO): cytoplasm
Molecular function (GO): cysteine-type deubiquitinase activity
Source: RefSeq, a predicted model, not a curated record